Jaminaea rosea is the source of this 3803-nucleotide messenger RNA. RefSeq lists its product as hypothetical. The transcript has a single exon. Lineage: Eukaryota; Fungi; Basidiomycota; Exobasidiomycetes; Microstromatales. The coding region runs from base 120 to 3635 and encodes 1171 amino acids. The record is from RefSeq and is a predicted model, not a curated record.
AUCGACGAUCGACAUCAUCCUCAUCAUCCAUCUAGGCGCCUCCCAUGACAUGAACCACCCACCCGCGAGUCAGACCAGGCACUCAUAGCAUUUGGCUCGAGAGAGAGAGCACUCUCACUAUGCCGGCCAAUCCGUUUGCCCGGUCACAUACCAACUUGGCUCAGGAUCACACUCAACGACGAGGAACACCGGACGAUGGCGCAGAUAAGCCAAGAGUCAGCCUGUCCCUCAGCAGAGCAAUGGGCGUGGGAAGAAAGAGCCUGGAUGUCAGACGGGACCCGCUACCGGACGUUGUCGUCGAUGAUAAUGAUGAUGGAUCGCCUGUCGAGGGCAAUGGCAGCGGAAACUCUCCUCGUCGCCGUAAUCUGCUAGGCAAAUGGUCAUCGACUGCGCCAACCUCGUACAAGACGCUCAAGCAUAAUGCAUCCAUGUCAUCAACGAUAGCCAGUCGCUCGCCUUCCAAGGGAAGCUCCUCUUCCGCCGUGCGUGACGACAUGAGUGAGGCAACAUCCUCUCAUCGUCGUCGCAAGUCCAGAGGCCUGUUGGACGCACUGUUUCCUUCUGGCAGCAAGCAACCGCAACCACCGUCGUCAUUCGAGGUGCUGCGCGUAUCAAAGGGCUCUCGUCCCUCUACCUCACCGCAAGAGAAUCCACUAGCCUACUUCCCGAAUCAACCGCAGCUGCCAUCUCCGGAAGCGGGGCCCAGCGGCCAACCCACCAUCCCUGGGCCCAACGAAGCAUAUCGAGAGCAGAGAAGGCGCACAGCGUCAAUGUCGCCGCCCACAGGACGUAAAACUAAUCCUCUGGAAGCCAUGACACGCAGAAUGAGUGGGCUCCCUCUGGGUAGCAAGCCAACAAGCCCAGUCGUCGCAGGCAGUAGCGACUCGACUCGGCCGGGCCUCGAGCAGGGAGGAUCCUUUACUCUACGCUCGAUGCACAAUGUGCGAACCGGAAAGUCUCCAACCUCAGGGCAAGAUCAGCUCGCAUCAUCCUAUUUCCCACUCGUAUCCUCAGGCCAAGCGCCAGAGUCUGCCCUCGCCGUCUCUCCCGUAACGCCCGACUCUCCGUCGGCGGACACUCCGCCAGCCGCAGAGGCGACAUCGCCUGCCUUGUCAGUCUACGAGGACCCUAUGACGGUGUACGAAGGCGGCGCAAGCGGCACAGCUCCCACUUCUCCCUCUCUGGGCGCAAGUAGGCGGAUCUACGAGAACGCAAGCGUGGCUGGCUCCUCAAUCUCCGUAGCCAAGUUUCGAGCCGCGCGCAAUCGAUCUGAAUCGGGCAACUUCAGCGAGGCGGGCAUGAUCAGGCCGUCGAGCCCUGCAUUUCUGGCUUCGGGCUUGGAGAACGGAGGCAUGUCGCCCGCAGAACGACUAGCAGCAUUGGAAGCCGAGCUCGCAUUGGGAGGAAGGGCGACCCCUCUCAUCAGACAGAUACAGGAGCGUCACCAGUCAUUCUCAGAGGCAGUCUCUCCGACAGGCGACGAGUCAGAUGUGCGGCCUCCCGUGGUGCCAGAGAAGGACCACAUCUCCACAAGACGCCAUCAAGCGCGGCAGUCCCUGCAAGCUUCGCCACGUCUUGACAACCCGCCAUUGUCACCGCAGCAUCGGCAGAAGCAGAAGCGCUUCUCUGAGAAAUGGGAUCGUUCCCCCUUUGCGUGGUUCACGGAUGAAGCGGGCAAACCACCAGCAGCUGCAGAGCCUAGUUCCGCAGGUCAGAUCCUGACACCAUCGACAGCGGCAACGGCAGGAAGCAGCACCUCCCCAAGUCUUCGUGGACGCGGCAUGGACUCGGCCUCCUUCUUGGCCUCUUUCGGGGCGACUUCACCCGGGGACAAGCCACGCACACUCAUCGACGCCCUUUCACAGAUGGAGGGCGCUCAGGUUGCGAACAAGGACGAGAUCUUGCCGCCAUCUAAGCCUUGGCUUCGAAAUGGAGUUCGAGGUACGGGCGACGCAGCGACCAGCGCGCAGCCCACUUCUGAAUCAGAUGGUAGCUCCACAGAUACUGCGUUCCUACCAGGGCAGCCAUCCCCCCUCCUACCAGCCGGCAGUACCUUCGAAGCGGGCAUCAUGGCGCAAGCGGCACGUUCGGGGUCUAAUCGCGUGCGCAGACCAUCAGAAGGCGUGUUGCAGGCCAUGGACAGCAGCGCUGGCUCGCGAUCAAAACGACAAGCAGAAGUCGUACCAGAUCCUAGCGCGGCAGAUGUGCUACUGAGGCUGGCGUCCACACCCGAACCGGCGUUGCAGGCCGAAGCGGUCGUGGAGCCUCAAGGAAGCGAGGGAGGGCAGACGUUGGGACUUGAGCGUCAUGCUGCUGGCGUCGCGCCAAGGAUUGCACCUGACUUCAUCAGUGAGCAGCAGCUGGAGCUUGAGCUCCAUCCAUCUGCCUCCGCGCCAACAGCCGCCCCUGCUUCUGGCUACUUCGAUCUCCCGCCUCCCCAGCCUAGGAGUAAGGCCGAUGAUCGCUUCUCUGCUGCUUCGAUUGGCACGCCGAUCCUGCCACUGGUCCAGUCCAGCCUUGUCGUCGUGAAUGCCUCGCCCGUAUCCAGCCCCGGUGAUACCCCUCCAGUGGUUGCCAGCUCGCAGCCUAGCGGACGAAUUGCGCCGACGCAGGUCGCUGUAUCCUCAGACCCGUCACAGGUGACGGAGAGUGCAACCCCGCUAGUCCCAGCGCCCGCCUUCAGCCAGCCUCCAAAGGCUUCCGCCGCACCUCUGUCACUCCCGAAGCCAAUAUCAACGAGGGGUGCGAGCCACGAAGAAGCCAGACACCUUCCACGCAGAGCUGCCUCCGUCGAUCACAAGCUGGCCUCUUCGCAUCGAAAGGCAAGCAGCGAUGAUCAAGCUAAUAGCGGACCCUCGCGCGAGUCGGCCUCACCAAGCAAAGGCGAAAGCCGCGCCCCUGUACGCGCAUCCACGUAUACGGCUCCACGUCGUCGCAAGUCAUCAGCCACAGCCUCUCAGCAUCCACACGCCCCGCCGCCACCGACUCAGAACAAAUCAGCAGAGCUCCUCACAUUCCAUGCGAAGCAAGCUCAAGCCAUCGCGAGGGCCCAGUCCAUCACUGGCGCCCCAACUACUGUCUCGCUGGCCUGGCCCGAGUCGAGAGGAGGUGCGCCUCCUCCCGGCAUCCACCCAGAGUACUUUGCACUUCUCAGUCCUGCACAGCGCGAUGAGAUGCACAACCAGCAUCAACGUGCGACAAUGGCGGGGCGGGCAGCCUACCAACGGGCCUACGACGAAGCUAUGGCGCCCCUGCUGGCUUCCCUGCCUCGUCUGGCGCAUGCGCCGCCCAUCCCUCAGACGUUACAUCCGCCAUUGCCCACCGGAACAAACAGCAUGCUUCAGCCUCCUUCGGCACCAUCUGCCCCCUUUCCCACUGCGGGCUCGUCCUCUUCAACGCACACCUCGCCGCGCAAAUCGCCCGUCUCCCUCAUUCCCUCGGCCAAGUUCAUGUCAGCACCCGAAGAGGGCGCAACUCACGCCGGGUCAUUGCCUGCCAUUGAUUACUCCGCGUCGACGAGCGGCCUGGCUGCGGGAGCGGCAUCGGGCACGCUUACUGAUGAUCUGAAAAGGAGAAAUGUUGCGCGUGGAGCAGAACCAGGAGAGUAUUCGGUCACGAAGCGGGAGUUGGAUUGAUGGGCGGGCAAUGGAAUGGCACAGUACGGCACGGACUUGACGGUCGUCUUUUUGCUCGCAUAUUGAUAGAAAGGACCGUCGCAUCCUUCACGUGCUAAUCGAGUGGCUGACCCAGCCGAGUUCUUCUCGGAUCGGCGGUAGAUGGGCGAGGGAGAGAAAGGGCAAGAC